GGUGAUAUUUGGGUUACACAAAAUUUGGACUGGGUGCGCAAAACUUGGGUUUACUAUGAAAUUUGGAUCUCGCAAACUCGAAGAUAUGUUACAUGAAACUGUGUUGAGGUUACGCGAAAUUUGGAUUGGGUGGAAUUCAGGUUACGCGAACUUGGAUUAUGCUGAAAAAUCAGAAUUGGGCGAAACUCGG
Molecule: messenger RNA, 190 nt
Organism: Acaulospora colombiana
Lineage: Eukaryota; Fungi; Glomeromycota; Glomeromycetes; Diversisporales; Acaulosporaceae
Source: the annotation of a GenBank genome assembly